UGGUUUCGUCUGCCCUGUUGUCGACGGCAGAGCCAAAGGCGAUCCAGAGGGGGGGAAAAAAGUCGAACUUUUGCAAAUUUUCUUUAAAAUACUUGUGAAUUCAUUAAGAUUGUUAGCUUUUAUUUUAAAGUAUGGCCUCGGAAGUUGCACAGCACCCGGAUAAAGGAGCCCGGCCCUUGUCUCUAGCUGGCCAUGUAGGCUUUGACAGCCUUCCAGAUCAGCUUGUCAACAAGUCCAUCAGCCAGGGCUUCUGCUUCAAUAUAUUAUGCAUUGGUGAGACUGGUAUUGGGAAAUCCACAUUGAUGGACACCCUAUUUAAUACAAACUUCGAGAAUUUUGAGUCAUCCCACUUUGAACCUCAAGUGAAGUUGCGGGCUCAAACAUACGACCUGCAGGAGAGUAACGUCAGGCUACGCCUCACUGUGGUCAACACUGUUGGCUUUGGAGACCAAAUGAACAAGCAAGAAAGCUAUCAGCCGGUGGUGGACUACAUUGACAAGCAGUUUGAGAGUUAUCUUCAGGAGGAGCUAAAAAUCAAGCGCUCUUUGCACAACUACCAUGACUCACGAGUCCACGCCUGUCUUUACUUCAUCUCCCCCUCUGGUCACUCCCUUAAAUCCCUGGACCUGGUUACAAUGAAGAAACUUGACAGUAAGGUAAACAUCAUCCCAGUCAUCGCCAAAGCCGACACGAUCAGCAAGAGUGAGCUGCACAAGUUCAAGAUCAAGAUCAUGAGUGAGCUGGUCAGCAACGGCGUGCAGAUCUACCAGUUCCCGCUGGAUGAUGAGACCGUGGCCAAAGUCAACACUACCAUGAAUGGUCAUCUUCCAUUUGCUGUGGUCGGCAGCACAGAGGAAGUUUCCGUUGGGAAUAAGAUGGUGAAAGCUCGUCAGUAUCCAUGGGGCGUUGUCCAAGUGGAGAAUGAGCACCACUGUGACUUUGUGAAGCUGAGGGAGAUGCUCAUUUGUGUAAACAUGGAGGACCUUAGAGAGCAAACCCACACGCGUCACUAUGAGCUUUACAGGCGCUGCAAACUGGAGGAAAUGGGAUUCAAGGACACGGACUCGGAGUGUAAACCUGUCAGCUUACAGCAGACAUACGAGGCCAAGCGUCAGGAGUUCCUGGCAGAGCUGCAGAAGAGAGAAGAUGAGAUGAGACAAAUCUUUGUGCAGAGGGUGAAGGAGAAGGAGGCGGAGCUGAAGGAGGCUGAGAGGGAGCUGCAGGGCCGCUUUGAGCAGCUGAAGCGCCAGCAUGCAGACCAGAAAUCGGCUCUGGAGGAAAAGAAGAAGCUUCUGGACGACGACCAAAGCUCUUUCAAUAAGAGGCGAGCCGCCGCUCAGCUCCUGCAGGCUCAGAGCUUCACCGUCAACGGCAAGAAGGACAAGGAUCGCAAAAACUCUGGCUUCAUGUGAGGAUUUUUGGAUCUGAAAUAACCUUUGUUACCAGUAUAACCUGUGGCAUUCUGUCCACCUCCUCUUCACCGGGUUUCCAACAAUAACAAGGAAAUCACACAAAACUGCAUCAUGUGUGAACUCAAGCUGCCAAAGUUUUAGACUGACUCCAAAAAUCUCAUACCUUCCUUUCUUCACUGUAUUUUUAAUCAGUCUUGUAGCUACUUCUUUUUUUUUUUUUUGCUUUUGGUGUAUCAGUUUUUAUAUUUAUCCUCCUUUUUUUAUAUAAAACCAUCCACUUGUUUUUGACUUUUUAUUGUUUCGCUGAGAGGAAACCUUACAUCCUACUCACUACAUGUUUAUGAAGCACACGGGACUGGUACAAAUGUGUUGCUUUGUGGUUGACUUGUUUUCACUGAUUUAUGCUGCAGUGCUUGUUUAAAUUCACACAGACUUUACUGACUUGCAGCACACGUUACCAAGUUGACUUACAUGAAUAUAUCAAAAUCUGGAUACAAACAAAACAGAAUUUAAUAUAGUUUUUGGUUGGAGACAGCCUUUGACUUUACAACAGUAGCAGGUUAUGUUCUUGGUUUAUUUAAAAAAAAAAGAGGAAGUGAAAUGUCAUUAAUUCAACUGGUUAUGGAGGUUACUGUGAUGUAAACGGACAUCCAAAACCCCUUUGAAACCCYAACAACAGUUUGAAUUUUCCUGUUCACUCAUUUUAAGUGAAACGCUGGUGAAACGCUAACAUCUCGUGGCUUUUUUUGUACUGUUUGACUUCAAAGUAGUUUGCACAGAACCACUGUAACAUCUAUAAAAUGUUUAAAUCUGGUUUAAACUUCAGUUUUGUUUAUUGAACAUUGAUUUGCAUUGAAUUGUUUGCAGUUAAAGGGGGCAUUACACUUUGUUGCUUCACUGAAUUUGUAAAAGGAAAAACUGUAGAAGCCAUAUUGUGGACUCAUUUCUGGAUUUUUUAUCUCCAGUGGAUUUCCAGUAGAGCAGCCUUCUUGGAUGGGCUGUGUUGGGCUGAAUUUGGGAUGUUACAGACAUUAUUUAUCUUUGUUUCACUCAUAUAUUUUUUCCCCACUGACUCAGGAUAUUUGCAGUCCUCUGUGUCAGAAAAAGAGCUCAAUCUUUGCUAAACUAUGCAUCAUAUUGUAUAUUUUUUAGGGAGCAAAAGUAUUUCCACAUAUUUGUAUUCACCUUCUGUACUGUAAAACUACAAGGUGUACAUCAGAACACUGUGGUGCUGGUUUCUGAAAAACGUGGUUUAAAAGCCGACAUUGACUCCAUUUUCCUGACACUUUGUUUUGACACUAGUGUUUAAAAAUGUUUGUGCCUUAUCUGUGGGAAACUUAGAAAUACACUAAUGACAUAAAGGAGAAGGGUUUGUUUGAGACACAUUUUUACUACACUUGUUUUUUAAGGAAUAAACAGUAUUAUGUGGGAGCUUUGUUUUUUUUUCUUUUCUCUUUUUAAAUAAAUCUUUGUAUUUUUGUCAUGAAA
Austrofundulus limnaeus is the source of this 2900-nucleotide messenger RNA. It is a transcript of the gene septin10, whose product is annotated as septin 10. The coding region runs from base 132 to 1412 and encodes 426 amino acids. The transcript is spliced from 10 exons. Gene Ontology annotation, molecular function: GTP binding. NCBI's taxonomy places the organism in Eukaryota, Metazoa, Chordata, Actinopteri, Cyprinodontiformes, Rivulidae. The record is from RefSeq and is a predicted model, not a curated record.